AUGAUCGACAUGUACGCCGCCGUCGACGCCGCAGCCAUUCAGCCUGCCGAGAGCGCUCUUCUGACCGCCCUCCCCUGCCGCGACGCCCACACCGAGGACACCAACGCACCAGGCUCUCUUGUCCCCGUUCACCCAGCCGGCGCAGUGUUGUCCUCCUUCCAGCACGCAGCCCCCUCCGCCCGACCCGCAGCCCGGCUUCAAGACCGCCUGCUCGCCCUCCUACCCCUCCGCCCGCGCCGCCCAGGCACCGCGCCACCCAGCCCAAAGCCGUGCCCAAGCCCGACCCCCAGCCUACAAGUGUUCGACGAGGUCGAGGAGUUGGCACUUUACAUCGUGGACGUGGUCGUGGUGCCCAACAUGACCCUCAUUGGGAGCCGCAGUCCAGUGGAUGGUGGGGAAUGGCCAGCGCGCCAGAUCCCGAUCUCAUUGUUCGACCCUAUGUGCAACUUCGGGCUGAGGAAAAGGUUCCUCUGA
This is a messenger RNA of Symbiodinium natans, 474 nucleotides long. Lineage: Eukaryota; Dinophyceae; Suessiales; Symbiodiniaceae. The record is from the annotation of a GenBank genome assembly.